This is a messenger RNA of Menidia menidia (Atlantic silverside), 1107 nucleotides long. The record is from the annotation of a GenBank genome assembly. Lineage: Eukaryota; Metazoa; Chordata; Actinopteri; Atheriniformes; Atherinopsidae.
AUGAACAACAGGAAGGAGGACAUGGAGAUCUCAUCUCACUACCGUCAGCUCCUCAGAGAGCUCAAUGAGCAGAGGCAGCAUGGGAUCCUCUGUGAUGCCUGCGUCAUUGUGGAUGGGAAGAUCUUCAAGGCCCAUAAGAAUGUCCUUCUGGGCUCUUCGCGAUACUUCAAAACUCUUUACUGCCAGGUAAGUUUCAAAGCCAUCCUGGACUUCAUGUACUCAGCACACCUUGCCCUUACCAGCAAGAACGUGAUAGAGGUGAUGUCGGCCGCCAGCUACCUGCAGAUGACGGACAUUGUCCAGGCCUGUCACAGCUUCAUCAAAGCUGCAUUGGACAUCAGCAUCCGCUCCGAGAUGGCUGAUGAGCUGGCCGACUUUGAAAUGGGAGCUGUUGCUGCAGGUUUAGGGGGAGGUGGAGGAGUUGGCGGAGUUGGAGGAGGAGUGGGCAUGGCAGGAAUAGGAGGUGUUCCAGGGGCGGCUUUAGGAGGAGGAGGAGGUAGCAUAGUGGGCAUGGCUUCUGAAGCCUUGGCCUCCAUCAUGUCUGGUCGCAGCACUUCCCCUUGGUUGGCGCGCCGCACCAGCCCGGCCAACUCUUCUGGGGACUCAGCCAUCGCAAGCUGCCAUGAAGGAAGCAGCACGUACGGAAAAGAGGACCAAGAACCCCCCAAGAGCCAUGAGAGCCAGGAGGACGCCUGCCACGACUCUCAGCCUGCCUGGCCACAUGACUAUAGGCCUGUCAGCGUCAAAGAGGAACAGGUCUCCCCUGCUUCCUCUUCUCAUCCAAGGGACACUCCGAAGGGGGCUGCCCAAAUCCAGGCGGAGCAAGGGGCCGGGGGAGCAGGUGGGGAAGUGCACUGGCAACCCCUGUCAGGGUCAGGGCGGAGGAAGAACAGGAAGAACAAGGACACAGUCAGACACAUUACCCAGCAGGCUGAGAGGAACUGGGACCGGGAGCGGGAGAGGGAGCGGGAGAGGGAAAGAGAGCGGGACAGUCGGCCUGGAUCUCCUCUACCCUCCAUGCUUGGUGUUACUGGAUGGAACUACAAUGGCCAAGACAUCCCAGGUAAGGUUAAGUUAGACAACUGGGGAGACCUAAUGGUGGAAUAG